AGGCAGGCGGGCUCCCAGGCCAGGCCACUGCACCUGUCAGGUGAGGGGGAGGAGAGGCUUGGCUGCCAGAUUCAACUGGAAAGGAACCAGUCCCAGCCCAGCCACACCUGGGAGUAGGGAGAAGGAGGCAGCUCAGACCUCCUGGAGCCCUGCAGUCCCAGGGCAGAGAGGGAGUCAGAACAGAGCUUAGAGGCCAGGGUCAGACACAGGAGAGAGGGCCCAGGUGAGAGAGGGAAAGAUAGAGGAGGAAGAGGAAGAGAGGCAGGAUCAGAGAGCCUGGCACAGGGAGAGGAGACUGGCAAGGAAGAGGAGAACUGAGAGAGACUCAAAGAGAAGCAGAAGGCAGUCAGAGAGGGUGUGAGACGCAGGAACCAAGCCACAGUCCUGAAGGAACAGGGCUAGAGGCAGACUGACCAGCAGGGCAGAGGCCUCCUGCUGUGGAGACAGAAAGGGAGGUGCUAGCGCGGAAACCAAAGGUGGCCUUAUCUGGGAAGCAGAGAGGCCACUCCAGGGAAGCCCACAGCCAGCUCCUUGGCCCAGACUCCAGCAGGGCUCAAUGAAGGGGGACAAGCUUAAGGAGCAAGACCUUUGCCCUCCUCCACCUACCCAAGGGCUCAUGAAGGGGGACAAGCGUGAGGAACAGGGGCUGGGCCCCGAACCUGCAGUCCCCCCGCAGCCCACAGAGGAGGAGGAGGCCCUGAUCGAGUUCCACCGUUCCUACCGAGAGCUCUUCCAGUUCUUCUGCAACAAUACCACCAUCCACGGUGCCAUCCGCCUGGUAUGCUCGAAGCACAACCGCAUGAAGACAGCGUUCUGGGCCGUGCUCUGGCUCUGCACGUUUGGCAUGAUGUACUGGCAGUUUGCCCUGAUGUUUGAGGAGUACUUCAGCUACCCCGUCAGCCUCAACAUCAACCUCAACUCCGACAAGCUGGUCUUCCCUGCUGUCACCGUCUGCACUCUCAAUCCCUACAGGUACAAUGAAAUUAAAAGUGAACUGGAAGAACUGGACCACAUCACAGAACAGACGCUUUUUGACUUGUACAAAUACAAGUUCAAUACGCUGCUGGUCAGUCCCCGCGGCCGUCGCGAUCUCGGGGGCAGUCUACCACACCCCCUGCAGCGCCUGACGGUCCUGCCCCCGCCCCACAAGGCCCGCAGAGCACGCAGCGCGACCUCCAGCAUGAGGGACAACAACCCCCAAGUGGACAGGAAAGACUGGAAGAUCGGCUUCCAACUGUGCAACCAGAACAAAUCUGACUGCUUCUACCAAACAUACUCAUCAGGGGUGGAUGCAGUGAGGGAGUGGUACCGCUUCCACUACAUAAACAUUCUGUCCAGGCUGCCAGCUACCUCACCAUCCCUGCAGGAGGAAGCCCUGGGCAACUUCAUCUUCACCUGCCGCUUCAACCAGGCCUCCUGCAACCAGGCUCCUGGAAGCUGGGAAGUCUCAAGAGCAUGGUGCUGGCUUUUGGUGCAGGCCUCUAUAAUAUUAAAAAGGAAUUACUCCCACUUCCACCACCCAAUGUAUGGGAAUUGCUAUACUUUCAACAAUAAGAACAAUUCCAACCUCUGGAUGUCUUCCAUGCCAGGAGUCAACAAUGGUCUGUCCCUGACACUGCGCACAGAGCAGAAAGACUUCAUUCCCCUGCUGUCCACAGUGACUGGGGCCAGGGUAAUGGUGCAUGGGCAGGAUGAGCCUGCCUUUAUGGAUGAUGGUGGCUUUAACCUUCGGCCUGGUGUGGAGACCUCCAUCAGCAUGAGGAAGGAAGCUCUGGAUAGGCUUGGAGGCAACUAUGGUGACUGCACUAAGAAUGGCAGUGACAUCCCUGUCAAGAACCUUUACCCUUCCAAGUACACGCAGCAGGUGUGCAUCCACUCCUGCUUCCAGGAGAGCAUGGUCAAGGAGUGUGGCUGCGCCUACAUCUUCUACCCUCGGCCUAAGGGUGUGGAGUACUGUGACUACAGGAAGCACAGCGCUUGGGGCUACUGCUACUAUAAACUCCUGGGAGCCUUCUCUACAGACAGCCUGGGCUGUUUCACCAAGUGCCGGAAGCCUUGCAGUGUGACCAAUUACAAGCUGUCUGCUGGUUACUCACGAUGGCCCUCAGUGAAAUCCCAGGACUGGAUUUUCCAGAUGCUGUCCCUACAGAACAAUUACCCUGUCAACAAUAGAAGAAAUGGAGUUGCUAAACUCAACAUCUUCUUUGAGGAGCUGAACUACAAAACCAAUUCUGAGUCUCCCUCUGUCACGAUGGUCACCCUCCUGUCCAACCUGGGCAGCCAGUGGAGCCUGUGGUUUGGCUCCUCAGUGCUAUCUGUGGUGGAGAUGGCCGAGCUCAUCUUUGACCUCCUGGUUAUCACGUUCCUCAUGCUGCUGCGGAGGUUUCGAAGCCGAUACUGGUCUCCAGGACGAGGGGCCAGGGGUGCAAGGGAAGUGGCCUCCACUCCAGCUUCCUCCCUUCCUUCACGCUUCUGUCCCCACCCUACGUCUCCAUCCUUGCCUCAACCAGGUCCUACUCCCCCUGCAGCCUUGACAGCCCCUCCACCUGCUUAUGCUACCCUAGGCCCCUGUCUACCUCCCUUGGGCUCGGCAGGGGCCAGCUCCUCUGCCUGUGCUCUGGGAGAGCCGUGACAGGGAACCUAGCCCAGUGUGUUCCUUGCACUAAGGCCUGUGCUCCCAUGUGGGAAGGGCCCAGACUUGGAAGGAAUAAAAGAUGUUUGGGGCUUCCUCUCAAAGCUACCCACUGCCUUUGGUGUGGGGAAGGAAGCAGGAUGAGUAAGGGGUCCAGGAAGUUGCCUAGAGAACAGCGGCCAACAAAGCCGCCCAGAAUUGCUUUGGUCCUCCCUGUACCCUCAGUCCUGCCUCUGAACACUGAUUUCCACACAAGUGCAGACAAGUCUCCCUUUCCCUUGGAUCAGCCAAGCCAAACUUGGAACUUUGACAAGGAACUUUCCUAGGAAACAACCGAUGACCAGAACAAAACACAAACAAGGAUGUACAAAGGCAAAAGCAUGUUCAGGUUUCCUACCCACAGUGACCAAAGCCAACCCCAGCCUGGCCUGGCCACACCGCCAUCCAGUGAUACAGAUGUCUGCUCCUCUUCUUGAACUUGGGUGGGGAACCCCACCCAAAAGCCCCCUUUGUUAGUUCUUGGGCAAUUCCCCUUCCCUGACUGCAGGGCAGGAGCCGGAGCAGACCAGUGUACAAAGGUUUGGCCAUUCCCAGUCAUUCCCAAGACACUUCUAGUCUCAUAUUCCACACCCCUGCAGAGAUGCACCCCAGUGCCUCUGCCCUGUGUCCUUCAUUCCCCUGCAUGACUGCUCAAGCUUUUUCUUCAGCCUGGAUGCUUCCCUCAACAUCUGGAAAACUAUGCAUCCUUUAGAACCCUGCUCGACACCAUUACUUCCUUGAAGGCUUCUGCCCCAUCUUGUCUUCCCCAGAAUUGAUCACCCACUCUCCUUUGGACUCCCAUAGCCCACUAUAACAUCUACUGGACUGCUGAUGAUGCAUUAUACUUUCAUGUUCAUCUGUGUCUUCCUCCCUGACUAGACUGUGAGCUCCUUGUGGUCAUUUAUGGAUACUCCAGGUCUAGCCUAGUUUCCUUCUUGGAGCAAGUAGGCAGGUUCUCAAUAAAUGUUUGUUGCACAAAGCAAUGUCUGGAGAGUUGGAUGGGGGCC
Messenger RNA from Sciurus carolinensis (gray squirrel), 3678 nucleotides. It is a transcript of the gene Scnn1a, whose product is annotated as sodium channel epithelial 1 subunit alpha. Bases 557 to 2632 code for a protein of 691 amino acids. Gene Ontology annotation, molecular function: ligand-gated sodium channel activity. The record is from RefSeq and is a predicted model, not a curated record. Gene Ontology annotation, biological process: sodium ion transmembrane transport. NCBI's taxonomy places the organism in Eukaryota, Metazoa, Chordata, Mammalia, Rodentia, Sciuridae. The transcript has 14 exons. Gene Ontology annotation, cellular component: membrane.